Messenger RNA from Triplophysa rosa, 3070 nucleotides. RefSeq names its product transmembrane protein 119b (gene tmem119b). Gene Ontology annotation, cellular component: plasma membrane. The record is from RefSeq and is a predicted model, not a curated record. Lineage: Eukaryota; Metazoa; Chordata; Actinopteri; Cypriniformes; Nemacheilidae. The transcript has 2 exons. The coding region runs from base 858 to 1727 and encodes 289 amino acids. Gene Ontology annotation, biological process: ossification; positive regulation of bone mineralization; positive regulation of osteoblast differentiation.
AACUAAGAGGUCCAUGCAGCUAUAUAUUCCUGCAGAAAAACAUCAGAGCUUUCUUGUAAAUAUAUGCGUUUUAAAUCAUUUAGUCUUAUUGUUUAGUUUCAGUUCACUAUAUUGCUGUAGUUUUACUCUGAACACCUUUUCCUUUGUUUCAAAAGUCACUCACGGCACAUGUCCCCUCUCCCCCAUAAAUCAUGUGAACACAGGAAACAUAAACCUCCUCCUCUGGGACCUGCUUGCUUCUGUUUAAAGACCACAUGUUGCCCCUUUUCAUCCUUGCUAUGCCCUUUUUUUGGGUGGCAGACAGGAUCUCUGGUUGCUAAGAUCUUGAUUGAAUUCAAUUGGCUCAAGAAACAGGGACGCAUAUGUCUCUGUCUGACAAAUAUUAGCCAUAAAGAAUCAAAACCAAAGUAUUUCACAAGAGCCCAUCAGUGUAUUUAACAGACACAAGUAUGGGAGCGUAUUCUUAAGAGUCUCACCUUGUGUAAAUAAAGUCACAAAAGUUAGAACACUUCUAGUUGUGCUUACAUCUGGUGGCCUGAACUUUUCCAGUGCAAAUGCGGGGGGAAAACUCAGCUGCCCCCCCCCCAACAGCCUUUCCAAAGUUUAACAAGAACAGUGUGUCUGGAAAUGGCCCAGUCUCUCUUUCUAGGGCAGAGUAAGAGAAGGAGGAGGGGAAAAAAGAAGUUUUUCCCCCACACCAAUCCAAGUGUUCUUCAUCAUGCAGCCUGUAACAACAGAACAUCCAGCUGGAGAAGAGGAAUGAGCUGAAGCUUUUUUCUCUCUCUGGUCUUCUGUAGGUUUUUUAAGUGAGGCAUGCUUUAGAACCUCAGCUCUUGGAGAACGCAUUUAGGCAUAGAAUGGAGCACUCAUCUAUCUGCCUCCUCAUUGGCUUGUCCAUCAUCCUGCUAAACGGAAGCAUCACUGAAUCCACCCCUGUCAUUUUCAAUGACUCUUUGGAAAGCAGUGGGCAAUGGGAAUCUGGGAGCACAGAGCUGCUCCCCACACCCAGCAUUUCCUCUUACCUAAAUAUGUCUGUUCUGUCCACCUCCCUCGAUGGAGAAAAACAAAACAAGCCUUUUAUAAAUCAAGUGGUGGACUUCUUUCAAGAGAACCUACUUCUCGUUGUUGUCAUUACCACAUUGCUUCUUCUCGUUUUUACCAUCAUCUGCUCAGCUGCGAUCCUAAGCCGCAGACGUAAAGUCAGUGCGUACUACCCUUCCGCUUUCCCUUCCAAGAUGUACGUCGAUGAGAGAGACAAGACCGGAGGAGCUCGCUUCUUCAAUGAAGUUCCAGAGAACGUCAACACCAGCCCUAGUGAGGAGCCACUGAAUACAGCCAAGAAGCUUCAGGAGGACAUCAUGUUGGCUACCAAGAACUUACGGACUCCGGUUAAGACACCAUGGAGAGAGAAGAAUAAAACGGUGGAGAAUCAAAAAUCUACAGAUGAUGUGGGAAGUUGUGACAUGAGUCAGAAGGAGAGUUCUGGCUUGCUAGAGGACAAGCCUACGUGUCAGUCUGUUGUUGAGGAUUCUUUGGAAAACAGCAACCCCAGUAAGUCCCAGGACAGUGUUAAUGUUUCUGACAUGGAAAAGAGUGACCCGUCUGAUUCCGGGCCCCCUGAAGAGAGCAAACAUUCAUCUGAGCCUGACAUCCGAGAGGACAUGAACAAACAGGAUGUUGUUAAUUCAGGCACAUCAGUUAUCAGUGAAGAGAAAACAGCAUUUUAGUGUGACGUUUUAAAAGGUUUAAGGGAACAUUUAGACAUAAACACAAAGAAAGUUUGUUUCUUGGAUACGUCGUAAGACUUGAAACUCUCACAGUUGCAUUCCUAAAGAAAAUUUCUGUUGUAUUGAAGGCAUCUUAUUUGAAGGAAAUGUUUGUUAAAAUUAUGACUUCACUAUGACGACAUAUACUGUAAAUGUCAAAAACUAUUUUAAAUAGCUAUUUUUAUUCAUUUGCUUUUGUGUAAGGGAUAAUUGCUGUAUAAACGGAUGCCUGUAAGGCAAGACUGUAAAAUUGCAUUUUGAGUAUUUUAUGCUAUUUUUAUAUUACACUUCAUUUUAUUUUAUAUUUUGAUAUCUGAGUGCUGUUUUUUGGUGAAUAAAAGUUUCCAUCCAGUGAAAAGUGUAUUCACAAACCAGAUUUAAUCUAGACAAUUACAGCCAAUGAUAUUUUCUGUCUGCUUAAAUCUGACACUUGACUUUGAAGUGUGGCGCAAGCACAUAUCCAAAAAAUAAAGAAAGCAAACUUGCUACUCCUAUUAAGGAUAUGUGUCCUGGUGUAUGAAUGCUUCUGCAUGAGUCAGGUUAUUGUUUACAUAUUCUGGCUCUAAAUAUUUCCUUUCAAGGUCCAGAAACAUAAUUCAGCUUCAGCGUUUCAAGGCCACCAAGUGUUAAGCCACCUUUCAAAUCGUUUAGUCUGAGGUCAGCUAGUCUCAACAUAGAUUUUGGUGUUGGGGAUACUUUGCUGUAUUCUUAAUAUUCUAAACAUAGCCUAUAAUGAAAAUUAUGUACAUUGCAAAUAUGUGGACGGUAAUAACAUAUGUAUGACAUUUGGACAGAUUUGAAUCUGAAACAUUUAGACAGUAUAAGUUACUAUUGAAGGUAAAGUUCACCCAAAACUAAAAAUUCUGUCAUUAUUUAUCAGUCGAAACCUCUAUAUGAUUCAUUUUUGAAACACAAAGGAAGACAUUGAGAAAUGUCUCAAAACAAAACAGUGCUAAAUACGUUUCUAAAAGUGCUUACUUCCCUUCUCUCAUAAGUGUGCAGUAUUAAUCAAUGCUCAAUCACAUGCCUGAGGUGUGCAUAUGCUUUAUUUUUGUAAAUAUGGAAGGUUUAAGAAGCAUUAACUAAUAGCCAAACAUAUAAUCAGCAUCUGAACCACAUUUUCCUUUCCUUAAUACACAACAUUACAGGUUUGUGUGAAUCUAAAUAGCAAGUGUUAAACACUUUCCCUCAUCAUCACAUCUGCAAACUUACCUAUAAAAACUUCAAUGCAAAUACAGACUUUAGCAGACGUUUAGUAAGUGAUUUUAAAGGGAUAGUUCACCCAAAAAUGAAAAUUCCGUCAU